Molecule: messenger RNA, 2754 nt
Organism: Perca fluviatilis (European perch)
Lineage: Eukaryota; Metazoa; Chordata; Actinopteri; Perciformes; Percidae
Gene: metap1
Product: methionyl aminopeptidase 1
Exons: 11
Coding region: 13-1194 (393 amino acids)
Biological process (GO): proteolysis
Molecular function (GO): metalloaminopeptidase activity
Source: RefSeq, a predicted model, not a curated record
CCUGCUGCGGACAUGCGCUGUGUGCAGUCGCUGGCUGGCUGCUUGCUUCUCUGCGACUCCACCCCUCCUGCAGACGAAGGCAUGGCGAGCAUCGAGGCUAGAAGGGAGUGUGAGACAGAUGGCUGCGGCCAAGACGCCAAACUUCAGUGUCCCACAUGUAUCAAGCUUGGUAUUCAAGGCUCCUAUUUCUGUUCACAGGAAUGUUUCAAAGGGAGCUGGGUGUCUCACAAGUUGCUGCACAAAAAAGCAAAGGAGGACAAGAACCAGAAUGAAUCUAAGAACUGUGUGGAGAAUAACAUCAACACAGACCCAUGGCCGGGCUACCGCUACACAGGAAAACUACACCCUUACUACCCACUGACUCCCAUGAGGCCCGUGCCCGGUGACAUCCAACGACCUGACUAUGCUGAUCAUCCCAGAGGGAUAUCUGAGUCUGAGCAGUUUCUGAAGGGGACGUCACAGAUCAAGAUCCUUUGUCCUGAGGACAUUGAAGCCAUGAGAGUAGUGAGCAAGCUAGCACGGGAAGUCCUGGACAUCGCAGCCGUAUUGGUGAAACCAGGUGCUACAACAGAAGAAAUCGACCAUGCUGUGCAUCUGGCUUGCAUUGCAAGGAACUGCUACCCCUCCCCCCUCAACUACUACAACUUCCCCAAAUCCUGCUGCACGUCUGUCAAUGAAGUCAUCUGCCAUGGCAUCCCAGACAGAAGACCAUUACAAGAAGGAGAUAUCCUCAAUGGUAUGCUCAUUGCAAUAAACAUUUUGGGACCCUAUACCACAUAUGACGGCCAUGAUGACCUCAACGACCUUCUAUAUCGGCUGAAGCCUGGCAUUCGCUACAGAGAAUUAGGUAACAUCAUUCAGAAGCACGCUCAGGCCAACGGCUUCUCGGUGGUGCGGAGCUACUGCGGUCACGGUAUCCAUAGACUUUUCCACACUGCUCCCAAUGUGCCACAUUAUGCCAAAAAUAAAGCAGUUGGAGUUAUGAAGCCUGGCCACGUGUUUACCAUUGAGCCCAUGAUAUGUGAAGGUGGCUGGCAAGACGAGACGUGGCCCGACGGCUGGACGGCGGUGACCAGAGACGGGAAGCGCUCGGCUCAGUUCGAACACACCCUGCUGGUGACGGAGACUGGCUGCGAGAUCCUCACCCGCCGCCUGGAGGACAACGGUCGCGCUCAUUUCCUUAACCAAGUGUAGGCCAGACUUGAACGCAACAAGGACUGGAUUUUUCAGACACGGACGCCCAGCACCUCUGGGCCUCACACAUACACGCACAGUCACUCUCUCUCUUUCACUCACACACACACACACACACACACACACACACACACACACACACACACACACACACACACACACACACACACACACACACACACACACACACACACACCUCAAACAAGAGGCACCACUCCUAGAGCUCAGUUUAACUGUGGCUUUCAUUGUUCUUUGAAUUAAAUAUCGGUUCCUCAAAAUAAAUGGAAGUACUUGAAUGUGUCUUAUAUCAAACGUGGAUCGCUUUAUUAGUGAGAACUGUAUCCUCUGAAGGAAAUUAUAAACAUAUUUAUGAGAUAACGGUCGGGCUUGACAUCAGGCCUGUUUUGAACUCUCUAGCUCAUGUCACCCAGAGAUUUUACUGGCUGGCUAGUUGUGUGUGGUGCUCAAGGCAAAUCCAACUGGUACGCUGUGCUUCGUUUCUUUUCUCUCAACCUCUGCUAACAUAAUCAGACUUCAUAUGACUUUCCCAGAGAUGAACUGAAAAGAAUCGGCAAUACUUAGAGACACAGAGAGGAAUCCUGAAAACUGGGGUCAACGAGUCUCACAACCUUAACAACUAGCAACUCAAAACGUAUUUUGGAUAUUAAAAAAAACAACACUAGAUAGAAAAUAAUUUAAGUUUAGAUUUCAAGCAACAAAAAAACUAUUGUCUAUCAGUUCUUAUGCAACAGAAGCAGAGUUAGGCAUAUUUAAACAAGUAGUUCUAUAUUUUAGGCUAUCCACAUAGUAGCUUUCUUGGCCAGAGUUGGAUGAGAAGAUCAAUACCGUUCUCAUAUCUGUCUCUUCAAUAUGUAGCUACAACCAGAGAGUGGUUAGCUUAGAUUAGCAUAAAGACCGGAAGCAGGGGGAAACAGCUUGCCUAGUCUUUAUCCUAAGGAAAGCUGAGCUAAGCUAACCUCUCCUGGCUGGCGCUUAAUAUGUGAUGGUCCGAUAUGAGAGUUGUAUUAAUCUUAUCAUCUAAUUUUUGUCAAGAAUGCAAAUUUAGCAUAUUUCCCAAAUGUUUGGAAAAUUUCUGCACUGGUUUUGAAAUAUGUAUAGCUUCAUACCGGCCUGUUGGGCAGUCAUCACGGUCUCAUUUACCUGGUGACGUGUCCAGUAGAAGCGCUCUUAACUCCUUACAUACUAAAUGUGGCUAUUAUUAGUGCACCGACAGUUUUCCAGUUGAUUAUGUCAACCGUGGUUGCUAGGAGAAUUAUGACGCAACCACAGAGAAAUCUACAUACAGUCAAUUUCCAGAAUGAGAAUAACGACAUUGAGCACCAAAUCGUUCAAGUGCUAAGCUUGUUCAUCCUGCUUUGAGGAAUACUCUUUUUAGUUUCCAAUAGCCCUGGUGUAGCAGCCUUAAUAUGUGAGUCUAGGAAUUAAAACGUGCUGGUGUGAGCAGCAUUCGUUCUUUCUAUUUGCAGAGGACUAAUGUGAUCACCGUUUCUCUGCCAUCUUUGUAUUUAUUCUAAUGGAGUAAUAAAUGACUCUUCUGUA